Poeciliopsis prolifica (blackstripe livebearer) is the source of this 2269-nucleotide messenger RNA. Its product is annotated as LIM and senescent cell antigen-like-containing domain protein 1. The coding region runs from base 207 to 1214 and encodes 335 amino acids. The record is from RefSeq and is a predicted model, not a curated record. Gene Ontology annotation, biological process: positive regulation of substrate adhesion-dependent cell spreading; positive regulation of integrin-mediated signaling pathway; cell-cell adhesion. Lineage: Eukaryota; Metazoa; Chordata; Actinopteri; Cyprinodontiformes; Poeciliidae. The transcript has 10 exons. Gene Ontology annotation, cellular component: cell-cell junction; focal adhesion; cytoplasm.
UCUGCGCUCGCGGCCCACAUUGGGUCAGCGACCCUCCGGUUCGUUUCUGACUCUCGGACACUCCCCGCUGCUGCCGACUCGUUCACCUUACGUUUUCGCGUCGGACGGGGGACUUUCAAGUCCACACAACUUUGUCAUUCUGAAAAUAAUCAAAACCACGGCGUUUUGUGAGCCGUUUCCCCCUCAGGCUGGUGUUUAAGGAGGUGAUGCUGGGAGUAGCCGGGAUGACGGGCAGCUUUGCGAAUGCCCUGGUUAGCGCAGUCUGUGAGCGGUGUAAAAGUGGCUUUGCUCCAACUGAGAAAAUUGUCAACAGUAAUGGAGAGCUUUACCACGAGCAGUGCUUUGUCUGCGCCCAGUGUUUCCAGCAGUUUCCAGAAGGACUCUUCUAUGAGUUUGAAGGCAGGAAAUACUGUGAGCAUGACUUCCAGAUGCUCUUCGCUCCUUGCUGCCACCAGUGUGGGGAGUUCAUCAUUGGACGUGUCAUUAAGGCCAUGAACAACAGUUGGCAUCCUGACUGCUUCUGCUGCGAUAUUUGUCAGGCAGUACUUGCAGAUGUGGGGUUUGUCAAAAAUGCUGGCAGGCACUUGUGUCGUCCAUGCCAUAAUCGGGAGAAGGCUCGGGGCCUAGGCAAGUACAUCUGCCAGAAGUGCCAUGCUAUUAUUGAAGAGCAGCCGCUGAUCUUUAAGAAUGAUCCAUAUCACCCUGACCACUUCAACUGUAACAACUGCGGAAAAGAGUUAACUGCUGAUGCAAGAGAACUGAAAGGGGAGCUCUUCUGUUUGCCCUGCCAUGAUAAGAUGGGUGUGCCAAUCUGUGGCGCCUGCAGGAGGCCCAUUGAGGGACGUGUGGUCAACGCCAUGGGCAAGCAGUGGCAUGUGGAGCACUUUGUUUGUGCCAAAUGUGAAAAACCUUUCCUCGGUCACCGCCAUUACGAGAGAAAAGGUUUGGCUUACUGUGAGACGCAUUACAAUCAGCUCUUUGGGGACGUGUGUUAUCACUGCAACCGUGUGAUUGAAGGCGAUGUUGUGUCUGCUCUCAACAAAGCCUGGUGUGUCAGUUGUUUCUCCUGCUCCACCUGCAACACCAAGCUCACUCUCAAGAACAAGUUUGUUGAGUUUGACAUGAAGCCUGUUUGUAAAAAGUGUUAUGAGAAGUUUCCGCUUGAGCUCAAGAAAAGGCUCAAGAAGCUGGCGGAGUCAUUGGGACGCAAGUGAGCUGCUGUCUGAUAAUCACCUGGAUGGGCUUCUGCUGUGGUAAAAUAUCCAGGGAAGAUGGAUAUUUUACCACUUUAUGGUGAAACAUAAAGCCAUUUUGGAGAAAUAGAAUGAAGGAAAAUGUUAUCUCUAGAUCAAUACCAGGAAACCUGAUAAAGUGAAGGUUUAUCAGAUUUGCUGAAAUCCAUCUGUUUACAAAUCGACAUUGACCCAAAUGGUGAAAUUCAUUGAAAAAUAUGCAUUUACACAAAUAUAUUCAACUAUUUCAACUCAUACCCAUCUUUUUUUUUGUUUUAAAGUUUUUAUGUUUUGUUUGUACAUUCCUAAAUUCUUAUAUUUUUCUGUGGAGUGUUUCAAUGUUUAAGUCUAUUCUCCCUCUACUAUUACCAUGUUUAGCUGUUAGUGUGCCUGCCAGAAUAUAGAGUUUAAUAUGACUCUUAAUUACUUAUAUGCCUUAAAAACAAGAACUUUUUAAAUGGGAAUGGCUUCGAUAUUACAACUUGCAUCUUUACUCAUUAUAUGUCCGAUGUAUGGUUUCAAAUUUUUUGAAAAAUCUUCCAAGUUUUCAAAAUACUGUGUAAAAUUUAUAUUCUCAAUGAAUAAAUAUUCCAUAUCAAAUUGUGAAAUUAAUGGCCGUGUCAAAUUCAUGCACCCAGCAUGAGUCCUGUUCUUAUAUUUUAAAAUCUAAUAAUGUAUGCUGUCUCAAUGUGGUUAUGUAUUUCAAAUGCCUGGAAUUGUUGGAUAUUUCUGGAUUAAUUAACAUUUAAAACAUUCAAAGGUGAACGGCUAAUAGGAAAGCAGAACUGUUUUAUUGCUAGUAUUUUAACUUGUUCAAUGUGAAAAUAUCUCUAACAAACCUAAUUGCUUUGAUUAUUUAUAAACUUGAAUGUGUUUUGAAAUGACAGCCACACAAAAUAAUCUUUUUGUGAUAAUUUUACUAUUGGAAGACUUUGUUUACAUUUCAGUUGUGAGCUUGCAUUUUAUUAGCGUGGAAUUGAAAAUUUGAGUUUAUUGCAUCUUAUGUACAGCGCUUCAUGAAAGAUCAAUAAAGUAUU